Molecule: messenger RNA, 586 nt
Organism: Gavialis gangeticus (Gharial)
Lineage: Eukaryota; Metazoa; Chordata; Crocodylia; Gavialidae
Gene: RPS14
Product: ribosomal protein S14
Exons: 5
Coding region: 86-541 (151 amino acids)
Biological process (GO): maturation of SSU-rRNA from tricistronic rRNA transcript (SSU-rRNA, 5.8S rRNA, LSU-rRNA); ribosomal small subunit assembly; translation
Cellular component (GO): cytosolic small ribosomal subunit; ribosome
Molecular function (GO): small ribosomal subunit rRNA binding; mRNA 5'-UTR binding; structural constituent of ribosome
Source: RefSeq, a predicted model, not a curated record
CUUCCGGGUGAGCGGAAGUGACCUCUGCCCCCGCGACCCCUUCCUCUUCCUUUCCUGCGCUGGUGGCCCGGCGAGACGCGCAGCAAUGGCACCUCGCAAGGGUAAGGAGAAGAAAGAAGAGCAGGUUAUCAGCUUGGGACCUCAGGUUGCCGAAGGAGAAAACGUUUUUGGUGUCUGCCACAUCUUCGCUUCCUUCAAUGACACUUUUGUCCAUGUGACGGAUCUCUCUGGCAAGGAAACCAUUUGUCGAGUGACUGGUGGCAUGAAAGUGAAGGCCGACAGAGACGAGUCUUCUCCCUAUGCUGCUAUGCUAGCAGCCCAGGACGUUGCCCAGAGGUGCAAGGAGCUCGGCAUCACUGCCCUUCACAUCAAGCUGCGAGCUACCGGUGGAAACAGGACCAAGACUCCUGGACCAGGUGCACAGUCAGCCCUCCGAGCUCUGGCUCGCUCUGGUAUGAAGAUUGGGCGGAUUGAGGAUGUCACCCCUAUCCCCUCUGACAGCACUCGCAGAAAGGGUGGUCGCCGUGGUCGUCGUCUGUGAACAGUGACUGUUUUUUCUAUUGUCAUUAAAACUGUCUUACAAACC